Larimichthys crocea (large yellow croaker) is the source of this 438-nucleotide messenger RNA. RefSeq names its product signal recognition particle 19 (gene srp19). The record is from RefSeq and is a predicted model, not a curated record. Gene Ontology annotation, cellular component: signal recognition particle, endoplasmic reticulum targeting. Gene Ontology annotation, biological process: SRP-dependent cotranslational protein targeting to membrane; SRP-dependent cotranslational protein targeting to membrane, signal sequence recognition. The transcript has 2 exons. Lineage: Eukaryota; Metazoa; Chordata; Actinopteri; Sciaenidae. Gene Ontology annotation, molecular function: 7S RNA binding. Bases 32 to 265 code for a protein of 77 amino acids.
ACUGUGACAUCACUGUGCGUUCCAGAACAAAAUGCACCCCAGGGAGUGGAACAGGGACGUCCAGUUCAGAGGUCGUGUCCGGGUCCAGGUGAAGCAGACUGACGGCAGCUUCUGUCAGGAGAAGUUCACCUCGCGUAAAGACGUGAUGUUCUACGUGGCGGAGAUGAUCCCCAAACUAAAGACUCGCACUCAGAAGAGUGGAGGAGGAGACACGAGCUCUCAGCAGGGAGAGGGAGGGAAGAAGAGCAAGAAGAAGAAGAAGUAGACGCAGCCAUGUUUGUUUCAUCUUCGUUUCUUUUUAAGUUAAUUAGACGCUGAGCGCUCAGAGGCUCAACUCUUUUUGUUCCAUGGAUGUUUGUCAUUAGACUUUCAGAAUAAAAGUUUUUUUGUGCUGAACGUUUGUAUGGAAGCUUCUGUCAAUAAAGUUAGUGUUGUUAA